Molecule: messenger RNA, 1023 nt
Organism: Penicillium cinerascens
Lineage: Eukaryota; Fungi; Ascomycota; Eurotiomycetes; Eurotiales; Aspergillaceae
Product: WD40 repeat domain-containing protein
Exons: 6
Coding region: 1-1023 (340 amino acids)
Biological process (GO): spliceosomal snRNP assembly
Cellular component (GO): SMN complex
Molecular function (GO): protein binding; RNA binding
Source: RefSeq, a predicted model, not a curated record
AUGGCUUCUGAUAUUCCCAAGGUGGUCCCUCUGACCUGUCACGGCCAUUCUCGUCCCGUGACCCAUUUGAGUUUCUCGUCGAAUGUCGAGGACGACCAGUACUAUCUCAUUUCUGCGUGCAAAGACAACAACCCUAUGCUCCGAGAUGGCAUUACUGGUGACUGGAUUGGAACAUUCCUCGGCCACAAAGGCGCCGUCUGGCAAUCUCGGCUCUCGGCCGAUGCCGCAAUCGCAGCUACGGCAGCUGCAGACUUCUCAGCAAAGGUCUGGGACACCUACUCUGGCGAGUGUCUUCACACACUGCAGCACGCACACAUCGUGCGAGCUAUCGCCUUCCCAAUGCAAGCCAACCCGCAGAUUCUAGCAACCGGCGGCGCAGAGAAGAAGCUGCGCAUCUUCGACCUGAGCCGCGGUGGCGGUAGCAGCAACGGCUCCUCGCCGCCUCCUCCACCCACGGGCGGGGAGCAAGGCACAGAUGUCACGAGCUACGAGAUUGGGCCGGGCGUCCACGGCGGCACGAUCAAGUCCAUUGUCUGGAACCAAGACUACAACAUCGUGACGACUGCCGCGGAGGACCGUAAGAUUCGGUGGUGGGAUCUGCGUUCGCGGCAUCCGGUCCUGGAGUACGGUGUUGACGGCACGAUAGGCUCGUGCGAGUUGAACAGCCUUGCUGUGCGACCUAAUGACCCCGGUAUUCUGACCGUGGCUGCUGGAAAGACUGUGUACCUCUUCGACGGCACGCAGCCGGGCCGCCUUUUGAAGAAGGUUGAUUUCAACUAUGAGGUUGCUAGCGCUGCUGUGAACAGUGACUCCGGGCGGCUGGUUACCGGCAGUGCGAAUGACACAUGGGCGCGAGUUUAUGACCUUCACACUAAUGAAGAGCUGGAAGUGCAAAAGGGACACCACGGCCCUAUCUGGUCCGUCAGCUUCUCCCCUGACGGCAAACUCUACGCCACUGGUAGCGAAGACGGCACCAUCAAGUUGUGGAAAGCAUGCCGGGAGCCGUAUGGUCUUUGGCGGUAA